GUGGAGCUUUACCAAAUGUUCCAAACUUUGAUGCGCUGCCAGUCAUUGGUUUGGAAGAGACCGUACACGACCUCCCUGCAGAUUUUGAGUCUGAACCAUCUACAGAUCCUGACAGCUCCACUGCCUCACCAGCUGAUUCAAAUGUGCCAACUGUACAGAAGGCAGAGGACAUUGUUGGUGCAAAGGCAUCGAUUGUGUAUGAUGAUUGCUUAAAGUACCUUGCGGCCUUUGUUACACCACCAGUGAAACAGUGCACAGCAAUAAAUGUGACCGGUGCAGCAUGCCAACGCCAUCCACCAUUCCUGGUGAACAUCAAAGGGAAAGGCACUGCAAGCAUGUUAGAAUGGAGCUGUGCUGAUGGACACAUUGUGUGGCGAUGGGUUUCACAGCCCUUGAUGAAGUACGGACUUCAGGCCGGAGACUUUAUGCUGAGCACCAACAUCCUGCUAUCAGGAAACAACUACACUAAAAUUGCACUGCUAUUUAGAUUUAUGAACAUGGGCAUUUGUGGCCCAAACACUUUUUUCUCCAUCCAAGACACGUACUGUGUUGACUCUAUCAAAAAGUACUGGAUGGAAAAAAGGGCAGAUGUGAUUUCAAGACUUCAAGGCAAAGAUGUUGUUGUCCUUGGUUAGUGAUACACAUACAGUUUAUAUUUCUAGAAAAUGAUGUUGCAGUAUUUUUAUCUAACACAGACUCUCUUGUCCUACAUAUCUAGCUGAUGGCAGAAACGACACGCCGGGUCACUGUGCGCAGUACUGUAGUUACACUACAAUGGAAAACGACACAUUGGAGAUCAUCAGUGUAGUCACAGUAGACAAAAGACAAACCGACAGACGGUCUGCCAUGAUGGAGAAGGAGGCCUUCAUCUUGACUAUGGAUCAACUAGUCAAUGAAGUUAAACUUAUCGAAAUCUGCACAGAUGCCCACUCACAGAUUGGUGCCCUGAUGGAUCCUGUAAAGGGGAGGUACAAGGACCAUAGGAUUCACCACAGUUUAGAUAUGUGGCAUGGUGCCAAGAAUUUGGCAAAGAAGAUUGCGGCUGCAGGCCAGGUAAAAGAACUGUCUGUCUUACUACUUUGGCUGAAAGACAUCGUAAAUCACUUCUGGUGGUGCUGCAAAACAGCCGACUCCUAUGAAGAGUUCCUGGCACUGUGGGCCGGCCUUUUACAUCAUGUCUGCAACGAGCAUGAGUGGGCUAUGGGCAGCUGUAAACAUGGGCAGCUGGCAGAUUCGGAGAAGCAAUGGAUUCAAAGAGACUCUAAAGCACACAAGGCUCUUGUGGAGAUAAUCCUCAAGAAACGAUGGUUGAAGGAUGUGCACAAAUACCUGCGCUUUAGAUCAACAGCAGUCCUCGAAUCCUUUCAAAACCAUAUAUUGAUAUAUGCCAGCAAGCGCUUUGCCUUCAGUCCACCGGUGUACGAAGCCCGAGUCCUCCUGGCAGCCCUGGACUACAACUACCAUCGGGACCGACCUACUCAGAAGAGGGCAGAUGGUACAGAGAUGUACAGACGAGUGUACAAAAAGAAUGCCAAACAGUACAGUGUCUAUGCACGCAAGACUCCCAAAAGUUACAGCUACAUUGGGGAGCUACAGACGCUGGUGGUGAGAUCUAGGCUGGCGAGUGGCUCUGGAAUGCCCAGGUCAGGAACCCUAAGGCCAGAUGACCCACGAAGGCUUGGUUUACUUCCACCUGUACCACCCCCACCAACAGCAGAGCUUGUACAAAGACAAGUCAGGAGAGGACUAGGACCUGAUUUACAGUCGAGUUCUCCCCAGUGAAGCCAGAAUUGCAGCAUCCAGUGUACGUAUAG
Molecule: messenger RNA, 1814 nt
Organism: Misgurnus anguillicaudatus (oriental weatherfish)
Lineage: Eukaryota; Metazoa; Chordata; Actinopteri; Cypriniformes; Cobitidae
Source: RefSeq, a predicted model, not a curated record